AUAUAACUGUAACCGAAAUUCAUGUUGCAGGAAAGGAAACGAAAGCAAAACCAUAAUAUCUGUUUAUAGAAUUUCCUGUUGAAACUUGGGGUCUUUAUUUGAAGCAAAGGAAUACUCAGCCAACAUUGUUGGAGGAAGCCAGAGAGAGGGACAUCAACAUGAGCUACAGGUCACAGUAUCAGUGGGCUGAAGAUGACUUUCUGCCAGUAGGGGCAGUUCGGAUGACCCGACAACCAGAUAAUAAUAAAACAUAUGUCAUGUACCAUGGAACCACUAGUGCCAAUGCUCAGAAAAUCUUGGCCUCUGGCUUCCGUCAGUCGGCAGAUGGCAUGCUUGGUCGAGGUGUCUACCUCAGCAGAGAUCUGCAGAAAGCGAGCCGCUAUCCUAUUGAUCACCCUGAGAAUGACAGGGUCGUCAUUAGGGUUUCGGUCAACGUGGGAAAAGUGAUUGUCAUCAAUCGUCAAUACCACCCAAAUCAGAAGAAUUGGCAUGACUACGGAUACGACACUGCCUGGGUGCCACCCAACUGUGGAAUGGUGCCGAGCGGUUUGGAGGAGAAUUGUGUCUGGGAUCCCAAACGAAUCCAGAUCCAGAGUUUCAUUCAAACCAACCCCAACCUAUGGAUCUGGUGCACACGGCUACAUGUAAACUCAUUGAGCGGUUAUUGGGACAUCAACAUGAGCUACGGGUCACAGUAUCAGUGGGCUGAAGAUGACUUUCAGUCAGUAGGGGCAGUUCGGAUGGUUCAACAACCAGAUAAUAACAAAACAUAUGUCAUGUACCAUGGAACCACUAGUGCCAAUGCUCAGAAAAUCUUGGCCUCUGGCUUUCAACGGUCGGCAGAUGGCAUGCUUGGUCGAGGUGUCUACCUCAGCAGAGAUCUGCAGAAAGCGAGCCGCUAUCCUAUUGAUCACCCUGAGAAUGACAGGGUCGUCAUUAGGGUUCUGGUCAACGUGGGAAAAGUGAUUGCCAUCAAUCGUCAAUACCACCCAAAUCAGAAGAAUUGGCAUGACCACGGAUACGACACUGCCUGGGUGCCACCCAACUGUGGAAUGGUGAAGAGUGGUUUGGAGGAGAAUUGUGUCUGGGAUCCCAGACGAAUCCAGAUCCAGAGUAUCAUCAAACCAAUCCCAAACCAGCAGUCCUCUGGAUUUGUUGCACAAGGCUACACGUAA
Molecule: messenger RNA, 1175 nt
Organism: Mugil cephalus (flathead mullet)
Lineage: Eukaryota; Metazoa; Chordata; Actinopteri; Mugiliformes; Mugilidae
Exons: 3
Coding region: 159-1175 (338 amino acids)
Cellular component (GO): cytoplasm
Molecular function (GO): NAD+ poly-ADP-ribosyltransferase activity
Source: RefSeq, a predicted model, not a curated record